Messenger RNA from Schistosoma curassoni, 1897 nucleotides. The record is from the annotation of a GenBank genome assembly. Lineage: Eukaryota; Metazoa; Platyhelminthes; Trematoda; Strigeidida; Schistosomatidae.
AUGUGACAGAUUUUUUAAACUCGGAAUCUCCAGAUAUUUGGAAUAAGACAAUUAUUGCACCAACUCCUUCUCGUCAAGUCUACUUUUUCUAGUGUUAAAUAAUUUAACCAAAAGAUUGGGUCAAUAUUGUUAUUUGUGCAAGAAUAUUAAUAUAAAUGUCUAUAUUUAAAAGGUAUAUCACUAAAACUGUUGUGGCUAUUGUAAAGAAGUAUACAAAAUUAGUGACAUAUUUGGAAAACAAAUGGGAAGGUAAACAUGCUUCAUCAUUUCAUAAUUAUAAAUUAUUUAAAAAUGGUGUCCACUCGACGUUGAUAGAUUUGGGUGACCUCAGUCAGUUAUGGAUAGAUAUUACUUGUCGUUCUCAGUCAAUCAUAGAAAUCCUACCGACUCUUAGUAGACAUCAGGUGUAUGUCCUACGUCAGGUGCCUAAAGAUUUGGUGAGGAUUUUGCCUGUAAUGCUUCUUGCUCCAUUACCAGGAACAAUACUAAUUUUACCAAUCUUUUUUGCUUUUCCUCGUAUUUUUCUGUCACGAGCAUUUUGGACACCAGAACAAUGUAAAUCUAUCGAUACAAAAUGUUUGAAAGAUCGAUUUGACUAUAAUACUCAAUCUUUAUUAAAGUCUAAGCUUUUAACAAUGAUUUAUUCGUCCCCAUGUUCUAUGAAUUAUUCUCAACCUAUUUUGAAGUCUUUAAGGAAGUUAGCAAGUGCGUUAAGUCAGGUUUCAACAUUAGAACCAAUUUCAAUCGAACAAAUUCGUGAUUUAGUACCUGCUUUCAAAGGUCCAUUAUCUUUAGAACAAUUGGAUACGAGUCAUUUAGCGGCUUUAUGUCGAUUACACGGUCUCUCUAUAUAUUCAUAUAUUUGGAUGAUGAAUACAUUAUUAUGGAGUGAUUUAUUCAAGAGAAAAUCCAUUCUAAAAACAUCUCGUAUACUUGUAUUAAAGAAACAUGCAUAUUUCUUAUAUGUUGAAGAUCAAUGUAUGCAAAAAGAUAAGUUAUUCAAUGAUAAUUCUUUAUCGAUUUUACAAAAUUCUGAAUUGAAACAACUUUGUUUACUACGAGGAAUUAAUCCGUACUUAUUAAAUCAUAAAGAUUUGGAGGAAAAAUUACAGUAUUGGAUUUCAGCAUCAACCGUUGCUUCAGAGAGAGGAAGGUGGCUGAUCCAAAGACAGAAUAAACUGUUCAGAGUGGCUAAUCAAAUAAUAUAACAGUAUGAAUGCAGACUGAUCAAUUGCAGUCCUAAACAACAGUCGGAAGAUACAAGCAAAAAACAUCAAGUAAAUUUAGAAAAUACAGCAAUUUUUAUCUCACUAGCUAACCGCUAAUAGUGUUUAUAUCAAAUAUAAUCAAUUUCUGUUAUUCAGAAUACAUGAAAAAAUCAUAUAUUUCAAAAUACGUCGAUUGAAGUUACACAGUUACACCGUUGAAUAGCUGCUCAGUGGUCUUCACGUCAAGCUUUCAUGCGCGAGACUAGAGGUCUUGAGUUCGAGUCUCACGUGCGGAAUUGUGGGUGCGUACUGUUGAGGAGUUUCGUACUAGGACGAAACAGUCAUCCAGUGGUUCCACGUUUUCAAUGAUGGUCGCAAACGAAUAUUUAGUUAACCAACCAACUGCAAAACUUCUUCUUACUACUGACUCAUCUUUUUCAAUAUAAAAUCCAUCUUUUUUUUUAAACUGAUAUAACAUUUUCAAUGGUCGUGUUUGUCCUUCUAUCCACUCAGUGCGAAAAAAGUCUCCUUAUUUUAUAGAAACAUUGAUGUACAUUGUUUAUAAAUCAGUAUUAAUUUUGUUUACAUUCAUAGUUUAACUGAAUUAUUAAACAAUUGAAUAAUAAUAAUAAACUGAAUAGAUUAAAUCGAAAUUUUAUAAUAUAAAUAACUGUAUUCUUGCUUUCUCU